UGUUCUCUUUGUAUCAGUUGCAGUUAUGGUAAUAAAUAGGAGGCAUUACUUUUGGAGCAACCUUUGCAGCCCAAGAUAAUUCUUAUUCAUUUAACUUGGCCCAGGCAAGCCAAAACCUUGGACACCCAUGUAUUAUAAGUAUUCAAAAGCUAGAUUGAUGAUACAUCAAAUAAAAACACAGCAAAAUAGAAUCAUAGCAUUAUAGAAUUAUUAAAGAUAGAAAAGAUCUUUAAGAUUACACAUCUAUACUUUUCUUGAACACCUCCAGGGAUGGUGACCCCACCACCUCACCACCUCCCUGCGCAUCCUGUUGCAAUAUCUGAUCACUCUGAGAAGAAUUUUUUCCUAAUAUUCAACAACAACCUCCCCUGGCACAACUUGAGGCCAUUUCCUCUUGUUCUGUCGCUACUUAGACUGAAAAAGAGACUGACCCCAAUCUCACCACAACUUCCUUUCAGACAGUUUCAGCAAUGGGUGUGCACUCUAGGUUAGGACAGGCCUCUCAGUGGGGCAUUCACAAUGUGAGCUGUGUCAGGAUGCAUGUAGCUGUUUUUGUUUCUGAAUUUGCAGCAAAUUCAUAUAUCCUUCUGUGUUUUCCUGACUGACCGACUGGGUUGGCUCUAGGAGAUGCAGCCCCUUGGUGAGCACCGUCCUACACUGCGUGCUGGCUUUGGAAGCAGGUGUGGAUUUGAGCCAUUAUAUCUCUCCACCUUUCAGUGGCUUUGGACUGCUCUUCCUCUAUGAAAUCUCAGAAGCAUCAGGAUUCCCCUACUUUGUAUUCCAAACUGUACUGCUGAGAUAGCAUGGGAUCAUAGGGUAACAAGGCCUGAUCCACCCCUUCUAGAUGUAAGCACUGGCCUGGCCGAGGGCACAGGCAGGGAUAACCCUCAGCAGCUCCAAGUGAUUCAGCUGGAGGGCACCGACAGCAAAAUCACACUGCUGCCUUUCCUCGGCUGCCUGAGGGCACUGACCAGGACAUACCGCCUCCCACUAUGACGAACACACCCCUGGUUCCUCAAACUGUUCUGUGAAAAAAGCAUAAGGCCUCAGGAUGCAUGGAACAAUGUCCAAAGCUAAGUUAAAUCUAGAGCAGCUUUUGCUGCUUCUGCCUUGCCUUCUCUUUGGCCUGCUCCAAAAGCAGUUAUUUCAGGCCUGCAAGCUGUUUGUGCAAGAGAAUUCAAGAAUUUUUGUAGCUUCGUUACUCUCAGCUGGUUAGGCCUCUUGAGUAGUUAAACAAACGCAGAGAGCAUUGUUAUGAGGAACUGACCUGAGGGGAAUGUAUUCAUGGAGAUAUUUCUUUUUCUUGCCUGGAAGUCAAUAUGCUCUCAAUGUGCAACCAACACAAGUGGGGCUGGAAGGGUCAAGAGGCAAUCUACGACCAAUGUACUGCCAGCGCCGGGCCCUCAGGAUAGAGGGAGGGCUAUGUCACAUUUUGCAUUGAGCUGCUGAAAAUACAGUGUAGGUUUAAAUCCCCCAUUAAGCAAAGGCCUUGCAAAAGUAUUCUCAUAUACCUGCCUCAGCAUGUGCUGUGUGCUUCUGGCAGGUUCUCCACAGGACGUCCAACACUUUUAAGCGAAUCUUUCAGGAGCCUGUUUAUAUGUCUUGAGUUACAGCGGCAGCUCUGCUGCCUUGUUUCUGAAAAUGCAGGACAAUAGCAAUGCAAACAAGAUGCAGAAAUGAAGUACUUGGGCCAGCUCAUUGUAUUUUGAUAGAGGCACUUUCACUUUGUCAGCAUAUGGGGUUCUGAAAGCAAGAGGGGAUAGUGUGAUGCUUAAACAAUCUUUGAAAUGAAGCAAGUUCCCUGGUGAGUUUCUUAAGAAGAUAAUUAGAAAGGAUAACUUUACUGUAAAUUAGAAAAACACAAGGAAGCAAAAUAUGAGAAGAUACAUGACAGCAUUUUGUAAGAGCAGAAAAUGAUAAAGGAAGAAAUGCCAAAAUCAGAUGGCUCUUGUUCUGAGCUUUCUCACAGGGUGUCCAGUGAGCACCUAAGCUAUAGACCAUUUCUCUCCUAACCCAGGCCUGAAGCCAGAAACCUACGAACGCAUUACUGCCUACAGAAGCGGUAGCCAGAUCAUCUCCCACUCUAAAAGGGACAGUGAAUAUAUAGAGUGCAAGAAAAAUUUUCCUAAAAUGCCCUCCAUAUAGCGUAGUGAGACAUCAGUCUCCAGUAACAGCUUUGUAACUCAGUUUAUGUUCAUUGCAUGACUUAAUGGUAUGAGAAACAGAGCAUAUAAUUAGUGUAAAUCAAUUGAUAAGCCUUAGUUGGAACUUGAUUUGACAUCUGCUGCCUUUUGUCUUUAAACAUUUCAUCUAAACACAAGCAUGCAAGGAGCACAGCACAGCUAUGUUCCUUUGGCUUCUGUCACAUUUGUUGCUCUUCUUGAACCUGAAACCAAAAUCACUUAGUAAAGGCAAUAUCCAUUGAAGAAACAAUAACAAAAUAGUGAUGGUCCAACUAAAAUUGGUCACAGAAGAAUUAUCAGCUUGGUACACUUACUGAUAUAAUUUCAAAGAAUCCAUUUCAACUACAACAUUACACCAGAACUGCUUCUCCCUUCUGCCAGGCAUUUGCAUUUCUACCAGGCCUAAUAAUGAAAGCAUUAGAUUUUAAAUUGUAAGAGCUAUUGUGCCUUUAUCUUAAUGAGGUGUGGCAAGAAAAAAUUCAGAGAAGAAAGCCACAGGCUUGCUCUGCUUACAUUCACCAUGAGGGAACAUUCAUGUGCUAUUGUUAGUCCUACAGAAUUGCCAGUAUUGCAGGCUCCAUUUUGGAGCUGAGUUAGGAUAAGUGCAGUGGGAUUUCUGCAUAGUGAAGAAACAGCAAGUACAGAGUAAUGUCAGAGAAAAAGAAACUCAGACAUACAUCAAAGGAUCAUCCUAUUAGUAGUUGAUCCUUUUUCAGAACCAUAGUGAGUUACUGUACAUAGAUGUUGAUAUUCACUAUUCAGUCUUAAAUAAGAAUUACAAGACACUGGUGUUAAGUUGUAGUUUUGAGCAUCCUGUAUCUUUUUUUUUUUUUUAGCCUGAUCUUUCACAGACAGCUUAACAUUUGAUGGAGAUACUUCUAUGGAAGAAUUCUUCUAAAUAAAGCAAAUACGUAUGGCUAAGAAAAGCCAGACAGACACACUCCUGACACAAAUGACAUGACAAUUUAUCCGAAUUUAAAUAGAGGUACCUGAAAGAUUGUCAUAUGAUACAUAUUUCUAGACAUGAGGAAAAGUGUGUGUGUAAAUUUGAGUUUGCUGGUAGAAGUAGUGCUCUGAGCCACUUGUGGUUUUUUUGUUUGUUUGUUUGUUUUGUUUUUGUUUUGUUUGUUUUUUCUGAAGGAGACUAAAAAAGCCACCCUAUUGCUGUGGAAUGUAAAACAGUAGAAAAGAUGAAAAGAUUGUUUGAAAUAAAGUGGCUAUGGCAAGCAAGAGCUGAGCAGAGAUUUAAAAUAUUUGCAGUUUCUUAAAUAAAUAUUUUUAUUUUCCCUGUAUAUCCCAAAACUUGAUCAGCCAUAAUUACUUUUACUGCCUGGAAAUCUGGUCCUAAGCUUCUCUAAAAUAUGCCCUAUCGCACCAGCUGACAUUUAUUUACAUACUUUAAAAUGUUACACAGAGCAAGUCAAGAGUUUCCACAGCUGUUGAAACCAGCUCUGUUGAUUUCAACAUUCAGUUAACAGCAUUCAGUUUAUUUCAGGUUUGGGAAAUUCCCAGAAGCUCAGAGCAGUCAGAUCUCAUUACAGGAUUUCACUGCUCCUCAGAGUAUUUCUUCGUAUUUUCAUGCGUGGUAGCACAAAAGUAAAAAUACACCUGAUCCAGCAAAGCCUGUGGUAUGAUCUCUAGCCUUGUUCCUUCACUCUUCUUUUUCCAUUAUGUUCACCACACAAGUGUUCCUAAGGAUUUCUUGAAGCUCUGAAGAGAUGAACACUUCAAAUUCCACUGCUGCUCUCCUUUUCUGAUAGAUUUCCCCACUGCCCCUGACCUUGUUGAUCGCUGACUUCUUUUACAGAAGGCAUGUUUAUGCGUUCAUAAAAUCCCCCUUUUGCCCAUAAAGACACUAAGUUUUAGGUUUACUGUAAUUUCUACUCAAUUGCCUGCAACACAUAUUGAGUCUAAUGAUCCUCCAUAGUUCCCCAGACUAACUCUCCCCUUCCAGAUCUUCCAAAUCCUUCAAAGCACUGCAGAACCAAGACUGAUUCUUAAGAUAUCAAUGCUGGGAAAGCUGUUUGGAAAGCACCUACACCUAUUCUCAGCCUUUUCAUUGCUGGAACUCUUCAGGCCUCCAGGAAGGCUCCAUUUAGACAUAGAAUAACAGAAAGGCUGGAGAUCAUCUAGUCCAAACACCCUGCAGAAAGCAGAGUCAUCUAGAGCAGGUUGCUUGGGGCAGCAUUGCCUUAUGUCUUGAACAAAUCUUGAGACUCCACAAACCUAUCUGGACAACCUAUUCCAGUGUUCCAGUGUUCAACCACUGGUUGGUUUCAGUCAUACAUCCUGUGUUUCAUUCUAUCAGUGGAUUCUCCAGAGAAGAAUCUAGUUUUCCUUUUUAAAAUCAAAGAAUCAUAGAAUGAUACAGCACUUAAUCCUGUACAGAGGGGUGUGAUUUUAAAUACUCAGAGAAUAUUCCUGAUUUUGUUGGCUUGCCUUCUCUAUCUCUAAAAUACCAAAAUAAAAGGAAAUAAACCAUGGAGGGGUUGCACGCUUCCAGUUUACACCAUCAGCAAAGUGCAUCUAGUGUCUUCGUUCAAGUUGGGCCUGCAGAGCAGCCUCUGCACCACUGCUGACAUUGCAGAGCAUCGCCUGGGCACACAGCUACUCCCUUGCACAAGCUCUGCUAUGGAAAUCGCUCAGCAUUGGCAAGAGGUGGCCACAAACUGGGAAGAGGCUGCUAUUGUCUUCUGUUACCAGUGCUUGGGAAAAUGAUUUCCAGCCCAUCUCCAGAAGCAGAGGGACAUCCAGGAGACCAGCAGGGAGCUACUCACAGGAGCACACAGGAAAGGGGAAGCAAGGCCUCUGUGAGGGAUGAUCUCCUUACAACACAGCUUUAUUUGCCUCUCAACUCAAGUUCAAAUAGCCACGGCUCAGGGCAGAACCAGCUACAAGUGCUACUCAGUGACAUCAGCUCAGGCAGUUCCAGCCAUCUGGCCUUGAGCACCACAUGCUGGUGUCACUGUGAUGACACAAGAGCAUCACAGUGAGGUCUGAGCAUCUCCCACCGGAACACCCAGGCAGUGCCAGUGGAUUUCUCUUGCCAGCAGGCAGGGAAAAUACUGGCUCAUUGCACAAAUGGCUGCAUGUGCAACCUUUGGACAAAGCGAGACAGGAGAUAUUGAAAUGGAGUUGUCUCCAGCAGAAACAGCUUCUGCUGCUGAUCCUGAGGAGCUGAUCGAGACUUCAGGCUCCCCUUUUACUGACCCUACAGGACAAGACCAAGCACCAGCUGGCCAUGCUGCUGGAACAUCAAUACAGGAAGAACAGGACUCACAGAUGUUUCCAGAAGAAGAGGAAACCAAAGGUUUACCUCGCAGUUCGUCUGAAGAAAGCACUGGCAUAGCCAGGGUCUUCUCAUCCCUCAGCUUCCCACAAAAACUCUGGGUACUGGUGGAAAGUGACCAAGUGAAGAGCAUUCAGUGGGGUCACGGAGGAAACUGCAUUGUAAUCCAGGAAAAAAUGUUCAAGUUGGAAGUUCUGGCAAGGGAAGCACCUGCGAGAGCCUUUCAGAGUACCUGCAUGAAGAACUUUGUUCGCCAGCUUAACCUGUAUGGCUUCACCAAAGUGCCACGGCACUUGGAAAGAUCUUUCCUUCCUCAAUUUCUGGCUGAGGAAGAAGCAUUUGCUGCCCAUAGGAAGUUACUCCUCUACUCCAGCCCUGUCAACGGUUUACGGGCUGGUUCGGCCCGGUUCCGUGACUAG
Meleagris gallopavo (turkey) is the source of this 5891-nucleotide messenger RNA. RefSeq lists its product as uncharacterized. NCBI's taxonomy places the organism in Eukaryota, Metazoa, Chordata, Aves, Galliformes, Phasianidae. Gene Ontology annotation, biological process: regulation of DNA-templated transcription. The record is from RefSeq and is a predicted model, not a curated record. Gene Ontology annotation, molecular function: sequence-specific DNA binding; DNA-binding transcription factor activity.